This is a messenger RNA of Mastomys coucha (southern multimammate mouse), 3378 nucleotides long. RefSeq names its product RBBP8 N-terminal like (gene Rbbp8nl). The record is from RefSeq and is a predicted model, not a curated record. Gene Ontology annotation, molecular function: damaged DNA binding; Y-form DNA binding; double-strand/single-strand DNA junction binding. The transcript is spliced from 14 exons. Gene Ontology annotation, biological process: DNA double-strand break processing involved in repair via single-strand annealing; double-strand break repair via homologous recombination. Gene Ontology annotation, cellular component: site of double-strand break. Lineage: Eukaryota; Metazoa; Chordata; Mammalia; Rodentia; Muridae. Bases 190 to 2121 code for a protein of 643 amino acids.
GUUUGGUCAAAAUUCUGUCUUGCAAGUUCAUACUGCUUGCUCCUAUCUCUCCCAGGUGGGGAUCACUGAGGACCAAGGCCCCUGGAGGUCCAAGGCUGGCCAAGUGGCCAUGCUGGACACAGAAGAGCAGUAGAGGUCCCAGGCCUCCUCACAGCCAGUGCAGAGUGGCCAGUGAACAAAGAGUGAGUCAUGGAUAGCUUCAUGGAGUCACUGAACAGGCUGAAGGAGGCCCAUGAGAAGGAGGUCCUGGGCCUGCAGAACAAGCUUCUAGAACUGAACUCAGAGCGGUGCCGAGAUGCACAGAGAGUAGAGGAGCUCUUUGCCAAGAAUCACCAGCUCCGGGAGCAGCAGAAGGCACUGAAGGAGAACCUGCGGGUGCUGGAGAACAGGCUGCGGGCUGGCUUGUGCGAUCGAUGCAUGGUCACCCAGGAGCUGGCCAGGAAGAAGCAGCUGGAACUGGAAAGUGCACACCUACAGAGCCUGCAGCAUCUCUGCAUCCUCACCAAUGAGAUGAAUGGGCUGAGGGAGGAAAACAAGGUCCUGAAGGAAGAGGUGAAGCAGCUUCGGAAUCUGGGAGACAAGACCACACCGCAGGCCUGGGAGGGCAACUCAGAGCCCCCGUCACCCUUGCCGCUCCCCUCCCCCAGUAGCUGGAAGGGUGCCACUGAGAACGCCCCAGGAGGCCCAGAGGAAGCUGAGGAAGACCAGUCAGGCACAGAUAAGGUGUCAAGCCACAAGACAUCCCCAGUGGCCAGAGUCUCCCCAGCUGCCAACCUGCCAGAGCCACGGGCCCUAGACAUGACCCCACAGUGCAUCUCCAACCAACUACACUCAACAGUAGCUGUGGUGCGGACCGGCUCCAGGGCCUGCCCACCGGACAGUGGUACUGCCCAUGGGACACCCCCACCAUCCACAAGAAGCACCCCACCCAGCCCAAUGUACGAACAUGGCCUCCCUGUGGACAGCUUCUUACGGGCCUCCCGGCCAUCAGCCAUAGCCUAUGAGACCCUGAAACACUCCCUCCAGACCGAUCGCUUCUGCCUCCUGAACCGACACCUGUCUCUGCACCUGCAGAGCCCCCACAGCAGCCCCCUGGCUUCUGCUGCAGCUCCCAACAGCCCCCUGCCUCGAGGCCUGAAGGCUAGAGAGGCAGAGGCAUGGGAGGAGCCUGGAGGCUUGGUGGGCAUGCAGGACCCACGGCUGGAAGGAGCAUUACACCUGCUUCUGGUCCAGCAGCAUCUGCGGGCACGGGCACGGGCAAGCACUGCCAGGAUGAGAGUCCCAUCUGCACCAGAAGAGAUGCCAACUUCCCCACCAGCUGGCUUGGAUUCUGAGAGCUCUGACAGUGAGGCCCCCAAGCCAGCUCUGAGCACAGAGACCCAGCCUGAUGGGUGGCACCCUCAAUCCACAGGCCAAAGUAGCUCCCAGAGGAAGGAGACACAUGUGGCCACUCAGGACUGCUCUCCAGACAAGCCUCUGGACCUCUCUGACCGAGGACGGUGUCGGGACAUCUCCAAGCCGAAGGGCCAGCCUUUGCCACUCAGCCCCACAAUUGUCCACACUCCCAGCCCCCAGUUGCCCACCUUAUCCAGACCCCUGAUUCACAGCUCCCAUACUCUCAGCAAUGGCAGCACAGAGACCAGAGCUCAGGAGUCUGAAGAAUACUCUACUCUCAAGGAUACCUCACACCUUCUCCCAGGGACCCGUGCCAGCCUAACCUCUCCUGGAAGGACUGCAGAGGAGACUGGAGGAAGGCCAAGGCCAGGACCUCACCUGCAGGGACCUGACACUGAUGGGACCAUGGAGCCAAAGAAGGUCAGAGCACAAAGGCCAGAGCUGGAGCAACUGGAAGAGUCAGACACCUCAGACACAAAGGUGGGCCUGCUUUCUGAGGCAAGUGUUGAGCCAAGCAAGCCAGGGGAUGGGCAUACUGAAGACCAUGGACAGAGUCAGCAACAGAAGAGGAAGCGGGCCUCAGACCUGCAGGACAAAGCCCCCAAGAAGCCAUUCCAAGGGAAGAGGAAACCAAAGGAACCCCUGACACUGGCAGAAGGUCCCAGGAGCCCAAGAGACAUGGAGGACUUCAGACUCUCCCCCAUUAACAGCUGUCAGGAGUCCUAACUCUCCAGACUGGGGGAUACUGCAUUUGCCCAGAGGUAGCUGUCACAGACUAUUGCCUGCACGAGUCAAGCCACACACCCUGAAUAUAGCUCCAAAUGGUCAACGCACAUAAGCUCCGCCUACAUCAGAGGGGCUGGUGAGCUGCAUCUACUCUUGGGUAUCUGGGCAGCCCCUCCCAUCUGAAGGCAGGGCCAGGAAUAGGGCCCUGCUUCUUUUCCUGGGCAACGCCCCCGCCUCCAGUGGAGAUCGGAGGUCCCAUAAGGUGCAGACUUUUCCAGGCUAGGAAGGACACUUCAGUCAGUGCGGUCUCAGGCGCCACCUUGUGGAGUUUUGGCAAAUGCAGCCUGCAAAGAGGGGAAAAAAAUAAAAAGGAAAGACAUGCACAGGGUACCUGAUCAGAUGUGAGAGAGCUCAGAAAAAUGAAUGGCGAUACAUGCAGCUGGCAGGGCUGAGGCCAUUGGGCAUCGACCCAUUUAGGCAGGUGAUCCAGGAUUAGCUGGAUCCAAGGACAAGAAGACAGAGCAAAAUUAACCCCUACCCUCCUCACUGUUAACAUGGUGAUAGUGAGGCAGGUGUCUCAAUGUCUCUGCGCUUAAGAAUCAGCCCUGAACCACUGGAUCCUAACAAUAUUGAAGAAACUUAGGGAAAUCCCUGUGUGUAUGAAGUUUAAGAGCUGCCAUUUCCAGGGCAAAGACAGACACUGUCGGCAAAGCACCCAGUCAGGGUCCAGUGUGGGGAAAUAAGGGAGAAAGAAGCUGCCUAGGGUGGGUCAAGGAAGGUGGCACCUGAAGCUUAAAUUGGGUUUUGAGGGAUGAAUAGGAGUGUGCCAAGCAGGCAAAGUUCCUAGCAUGCUCUUAUACGCAUCUAGAUGGGUGCCAAAACGUCAGGGUGAAGGCCAAGGAGAACUCACUUGACCAUAACUGAGUGAGGAAGGCUGGAGCUGGCCAAACCAGGUAGAAGGGGCUACAGCAUAAAAUGGAACUGUGGGUGCAAUUGUAAGAGCCUGAAACUUCUGGAACUGGAGAAACUGUCACUGGGGCUGGGUGAGGCCUGGGCUUGACAAAGUACAAUUCUCCACUGAGAAGACCUGAGAGGCCAGAAGGAUUAAAUUCCAAGGGACAGCUGGGGGUAUAUGUGUGCAUGUGUGGGUGUGUGCGUGUGUGGGUACGUGCGUGAGUGUGUGUUCAAACAGUUACAAGUUUCUUGAGCUUUUUCAAAAUUGAAUAAAACACAAGCUGUAUGUUUUAUCCACUUCAA